AUGAAUGAUUACGAUGAGUCUGGAGGAAACUAUGAUGAGGAAGAAGAGUACAUUGAGGAGGAGUUAUUAGAGGAAGAAAUAGAAGGAGAUGAGAAUAUAGAAAUAUUGGCAGAAGAUGCAGUACAUAGUAGGUAUGAUGGAAAACCAAACGAAGGCCCACGUAUUACAACUCCUUAUAUGACAAAAUUUGAAAAGGCAAGAAUCAUUGGAACAAGAGCACUACAAAUUAGUAUGAAUGCUCCAGUUGCUAUACCAUUAGAUGGUGAAACAGAUCCUUUAUUAAUAGCAGAGAAAGAGCUUUAUACUAAGAAAAUUCCUUUCGUUAUUAGAAGGUAUCUUCCAAAUGGGAAUUAUGAGGAUUGGAAGAUUGAUGAAUUAAUUCUGGAUUAA
Cryptosporidium ubiquitum is the source of this 390-nucleotide messenger RNA. Its product is annotated as DNA-directed RNA polymerase subunit. Gene Ontology annotation, biological process: DNA-templated transcription. The transcript has a single exon. The coding region runs from base 1 to 390 and encodes 129 amino acids. Gene Ontology annotation, cellular component: RNA polymerase II, core complex; nucleus; RNA polymerase III complex. Lineage: Eukaryota; Apicomplexa; Conoidasida; Eucoccidiorida; Cryptosporidiidae. The record is from RefSeq and is a predicted model, not a curated record. Gene Ontology annotation, molecular function: DNA-directed RNA polymerase activity; DNA binding.